GCAGCUAAAAUAAAACGUCCAUUUUCACUUCCUGUCAAGUGUGUGGCAGAUCCCGCUAUUUCGGCCUCCUUCCGAGCUGUUUCUGCACGGCUACUCAGUAUCUCACUUCCGUAGGAAAUAAUUGGCGUUUGCUGAUCGCUAGUACUAGCCUGGAGCAAUGAGGGAACUCUUGCCUCUCGUGUUUAGAACAAAUUCUAACUUUCGGAGAAGACGUAAGAUCUAUUCGUGACAAUAUUCUGUAAUAUUUAUCUAGAGAUUCCGCCUUGCAGAAGAGCAGCGGGAACAACUAAAACUACUCUUUCCUUGCUAUCACUUUCACGGUUGUGAGUAAGUGACGAUGGUCCACGGAGCCUCUCGUAGCGGUGAUAUGGAUAAAGACGCAGUGACCAUCGUCACAAUCCAGCUCGUAGUCAGCCUGCUGGUUAUGCCGAUAACGCCAGUGCUGUGGCUGUGUGGGGCAGGCUCAAUGUCCAGCGCCGUACAGCGAUUCGCCCGAAUGUCCCCGGCGGUGUGGACGCUGUUCUUCUCUUUGCUGAUGCACGGCGCGGGCGGCUACUUUUUCGGAAUCGUCCGAGUAGCAAUUGUGCCAAGUGAUUGGUUUCUGACAUGUCUGUACUCGCUGCUGGGUGCGUUGUCCGUACUGGUGAUGGCAGUGGGCUCCUACUGUUUAGCCAUCCUACUGCGAUGGGGCCGGCAGUAUCAACCACAGUCGUUGCCCAUUCGCACCUACCCUGCCAACCGCAACAGCACUGCUGCUACUGCUGAUAAGCCCGUACAAAAAACGAAUGGAAAGCACGGGAGCCUUAAAGAUGAUGACCGUGAUGACGGCGAUACCCCUGUGGUCAAUGGCCGCAUUUCUCUGCACAGGGUUCUGCAGUUUAUUUUUCCCGUUGCCGAGGCGGCGUUCGUCGAGCUGGCGUGGCGCGUGUACCUGUUGCCACGGCUACUGAACGCCAUAGCGCCCGAGCUGGCGCUGCUGUGCAUGUCGUUCCUGGCCACUCUGUCCAUACUGCCGAUAGUCCUAUUCUGCAUCUGCGUAGAUGUACUUGUUUACCCGGACACGGCCAAGUGGUCGGAGGAGCCGAUGAUCACCCGCCACCCUCCCACGGCCCUCAGCGUUCUCGCCUACCUGCUGCACAUGCUCGUGUUCAACAUGCUGCUGGGCACCGUCACCAUGGCAGCGAACUUUUGCAUAUGGCCGGCUGUGUGCGUGUCUCUGUACUGGGAGCACGUGUCGGGUGUUGUGUCCGGCGGGAUGCUGAUCAGCUCGUAUCUACCGCUGGGCAUGGAGGCUCUGUUCAACGCCCGCCACACGCUGGUGGAUCAGAAGAUAGUGCCGUGUGGCUGGCUGCGCGGACCGCCGUGGAAGGUCAGCUCGGAGGGUCUGUGCGGCGUGUUUGCCAUGCUGCCAGUGCUGGCCGUGAUCAUGAACUACACCGUGCCGUUCUGGACUAGAGAUCAACUGGCUGACUUGCUUCCACAUGGUGCUAUUCAUACGCACACAUAGCUCAGAACAUGCUUCAUGCUGUUAUCCCGGUGUGAACUGGACGUACGAACUCUGCAUAUCCAUGCACAGCUCAACACACGACCGUGAUGCAGCAGCCCGUGUGGGUACUGGACGCACUGACUCUGCAUAUCCAUGCACAGCUCAACACACGGUUGUGAUGCAGCAGCCCCUGUGUGUGCUGGACGCAGCGCAGGCACUAACAGUUGAGAAUGGCACUGUGACGGUGUGUCUGCUGAGAUUCUCAGGCUACCUGCAUCUGGCUCUGCAUUGCGGGAGGCCAGUACUGCCCUACAACUGGCCGUGCACCACCGCCGAGAAACACACCAGUGUCAGCAGCGAUUGCAGCAGCAAUAUCAGCACCAGUCUAGCCAUCUAUAACAACAACAACAACAGCAGUAGCCAUGCCUUGAAGCAGCAGCAGUGCCAUAGCAAAAUCACCACAACGAUAAGAAGAAGCGGAGCAGCCCUAGGCCCUGUGAGUCGAAUUGCAAGCAGCAUCAGAAACAGCAGCAACGGGCAGUGUUGCACGAAAACACAUCGCCGAAGAGUCCGGUGACUUCCAGCCUGAGGCAGCAGUUCCCAACAGCACCUUGGCAUUGGACCAAUCUCUCGGUACGUUACGUUGCAAUGCUGUUGACUGAGUGGGCUGGACCACUGCACAUCCACUGUACACGACAUAUGUAUGUGUAUGUGCAGUGGAAGAACUGGCGGCAUUAUUUGCUUGCUUGGCCGUGCUUGUGCAAGUCUUGUGAUCAAGAUUUGCACCGGCAUCGUGAACAUUGCUGUCUAUCUUUGCCAGCAGCAGCAGCAUGGCUGCAGACUCCAAGCCUAUUCAACUGGUGCAGUGGCCUGCUGCUAGUGCUGCUGCCACUGCUGUCUCUGUACUGCAGUCGCUGCCCUGCCACUGCGGCUGCCGCACAAGCAGCAGCCGCAGCAGUUGCUGCUGCCCGCCACUACUGCUGUGGUUUUUGUUGUUCUAAGAGACUAAGUGACAGCACAAUACAGGCUGUGAGUAUUGUACCUGGACAAUGUGAUGCUGGACAACUUAGUAGAUUGGAGAGAUGCUUUGCAUGCAGUCGGAAUGUGUGAUGAGCUGAGGGGGUAAAUUUCCGAGGUGUGCCCACUCGGCUCAAUACUCAACACUGCACAGCAAAACCUCAACACUGGCAGUGUGUUGGACAGCGAACUUGCCACACGGCUAAUUGCAAAUGAACACGCUGCUUCUACUAGCUGAGUGUGGUGUUGCUAAUAAACUAAGUCUGCUUGCAGUAUAUCCACCAAUUUUUGACGCCUCCAGGUUAUUUGUUCCAGUGCUACUGGGGCAACUAACAGUAUUGACCGUUGCCUAAAUGGAAUUAGUGAUCGGAGCUACAUGUCUACGGGCGGUCAAAGAUUGGAACAGUAAAUCUCUCCUAAUCCGGCCACGUUUGUCUACCGGGGCACCUUUCUCACCCAUCUAGAGACGCAAAAGUUGGCUUUUUAACGAAAAGCGGCCCCCAAAAAACUCUUGA
Molecule: messenger RNA, 3018 nt
Organism: Sycon ciliatum
Lineage: Eukaryota; Metazoa; Porifera; Calcarea; Leucosolenida; Sycettidae
Exons: 2
Coding region: 338-1507 (389 amino acids)
Source: RefSeq, a predicted model, not a curated record